CUGUAACUAUGGAACGGAGGACACAAUACAGAACGCAGAACAGAAGCUGAGGAGUCCCCCACACACUAGUUGGAGUUCCAUGGAUACGAUUAAGGGAUAUCUUAUAGACAUAGAUCGUAGCUGACAUGUCAUUAGAUGUCCCCUGACGGCAAGACGAUUAUCGUGAGUGACCUAUCGUUCUGGAGGUGAUGAGAUACCAAUACUAGCCCAGAGGUGACAUCGUAAAGACACAGGCCAGCUUCGGAUCUACCUUAAACCUAUAUGACUUGGUCCCUAAGGCUCGUUCUUUGGAACUUGUCCACGGACGUUAGUAGUAAUUGAACGUUACAAACAUUUAGGUCAACGAUUUGUUUGGAAAACAUUAUUGAAAUAUGUUAUGUAUAGUACAACGUGCGUGUACGUACAUAUGGUAUUUAUGAAAAGCAGGAAUAAGACAUUGAUGUGAUAAUGAUCCAGCAAAACAGAGCAACAAUAAAACCGUCAGAUCAGAUGAGAAGGUGAACGUGUGUAAGGAGUUUCAGUAGAAGGUCUGGUUGACAAUGCUUCGUUCCAAGAGUGUGGAGGACCUUCCCUCCUUCGCGGAUGGGGAUGAUAUGGGCUGGAGCGAGGAGGACACAAGACAAGCCAUGCUGGACAUCAUACAAUCAGAUGGCGACCUUUCCCUUUUGGGGUCUCUGAAUCCCCAGAGGAGCGCUUGUGAAUGGCGGGGGACAGUGAGGGACAGAGCAGGGGCGAUGUGGAGUUUCACGGAAGACAAAAAGGCGGGGGCUACAUCGAGAAGGACAGCCAAAUCUACAAUGGACAGAAAGUCGAUUUACGACUUCGAUCGACUGGCAACACCCGGAAGAGAGUUACCUCCCUCUAGACCUCAGAGGCCAAGGACAAAGUACACUUCUGAGGUUGACGUGGACACUAAAAGGGAACGAGAAUACAUCAUCAGAUGCAACCUCCCGCGUUACUCUCGAGGCCCUUUCAACAAAAUGAUACUUCAGACCUUCUACAAAGCUCCCAAAUCCAAACCAAUUGGGUACGGAAUGCCAAGGCCCUUCACCAGGGAAGCGAGCGUGCAGCCAAAUGCUAUCUCAUCCAUUAACUCAAAGACUCAAAGCUACAUCACAAUAAACAGACACAGGUCUCUGUGCCAACCUCACCCAUGUUCAAAUCAUGACGUGCACGAUCAACAGUACUGUGAUAUUCUUGGACCAGGCACCUGUUCUAGGUGUAUAGAGAGUACCAACCGUCACAUUGCAGAGGUCAUUCAGAAGAAGAUGUUCCCGACUAUUGAAGUGUCAAACAAUUGUUUGGUCGUUCCCAAGUUGUCCAGGUCUCUCAAAGAAGGUCACAUGAAACAGAUUCGGAAACGACCUCUCCAGGAGUUUAACCUUCCUGACUUUGGCAGGGGUCCCUCGCGCCAGAUGCAGAGUAUCAACUGGGAAACUCUUCACCACAAGUCCCCCAGUAGCAAGAUAUCUACGUGUGGGUCAGUACCAUCCGUGUCCUGUACAACGGCUAUAGGUUCCUUUAAGUCCGGGUAUACUGGAGAGUGAAGUUGACAUAUGCCUGUUGGGAUCUUGAGGAAUGCCAUGAUUUGUUCUUAAUUUGGACUUGUUUCUUCCGCCAGCAACAUUGUACCUACAUCGCUGAAAAGAAUAAUCAAUGGACAGUGCCACCUAAAAUAUGAUGGGUCUGUUAACAAACAAACUAUUUUCCAUAACGGAUUAAAGAGCAAGUGUAGAGAAUUUCAAUAUUUGCACAUGUGUAUUUUAGCUAUUCUGGAUAUUAAUCAGCAGGUUCAAAGACGAGAUAUGACGUCACAUUGUUGUGGAUAAUGUAUAACAUCAUACUUUGUUCAUGACCUCACAUAUUGAUAGCAUUACGCAAUCUGAAUAACAGGUUGACAAGACUUCAGCAGGCUUGACAUUUCAUACGACAUUGCUCAUGGUUCUUCUCUAAAUAAAAUACAC
Molecule: messenger RNA, 1964 nt
Organism: Haliotis rufescens (red abalone)
Lineage: Eukaryota; Metazoa; Mollusca; Gastropoda; Lepetellida; Haliotidae
Exons: 3
Coding region: 540-1547 (335 amino acids)
Source: RefSeq, a predicted model, not a curated record